AUGAACGGACGACCAUGGUGUGCAAUCUGUCGAGUCGACUUCAAGAUUGGACAGAAGGUGGCAAUUCCAUGGUUGGGCCCCAACAAUCUGGGCCUCUUCACAUUCGUAUACCCUGGCCCCAAGCUGGAACAUCCCAAGCCUCAAAAUGAGGACGACAACGCUCCGGCUCCGGCCCCGGCUCCGGCUGAGGAGGCGCUUCAAUAUUCCGCUUCGCGCUGGGACGACAUUCCCAUCGACGAAUCCUUUCAUGAGGAGUGUUUGAGAGGGAUUGGCGCCAACACUCUCCGCAACCUCCUUUAUCAGACAGCUUACAGUUACGUUCCCUUGCCAGAGGAGUUUGAACGUCGGCUUGAUUGGUUGAAGACCGAGUUUUCCGAACAGUCAGCCGCUUUGUACCCUCUGCCAGCUGAGAUGAGACGGGAGGUCGUGACCUAUAGCCUGCCCAGUCUCACUACAGUAUACAUCCGGUCGACUGGCGGUGGUCCUCAUGGUCGGACGCAACUUUCCCUCACAAGGCCCAUCUGGGCACAGCGCAUCGCAUUCGAGGGCCGCUUGUACAUCUCAGCUCUGACAAACGAGCCUCCUGUCACUGAGAAUACCGGAGCCAGACCCAAUGAUAUGGUAAAGAUCGAGAACCCAGAAGGACCUCUAGCCGCCAUCCACAUUGCCAUGGACCAUCUGGGAAUUCGAAGAGUCGUUCUUACUAAUAACGGCGAAGUCGAUCCUGCAGACUAUCCUGUAGACACAAGCAUUGGCGGCUGGGUGAGCCUUCCGUUCAGUGGACAGACUCGCAUCCAAUGCGAGGGAGAUGGCCUCAAACUCCGCCGCUUACUCUAUAACGGAAUCGACGAGACUCUGUGGAGUACUCUUUGGCCAGUGCCCCAGUCGCAGCCCAGCAAUCUGAGGCUCUGGUCGAUGGACGAGCGCGCAUUCCAGGUGCCAAUGAAGUAUCUACACCUCAACAAGCCGAACCUCCGCGGAUAUAGCAUAUGCUGGUUUUAUGAGCUGAUGACCAUUUGCCCCCACUACUUUGGUGGCGACAAGCCCAAUUAUGAAGCCUGGGAUAUUGACCGCCCCAAGUGCAUCUGGGCUUUUCUGCCUAUCGACCCGGGCGAAACGAUUGUUGAACUCUGGACAGCAGAGAUAAAUGACACUACGGUGUUGGUUUUGACGACAAGCCACGGCCGGAUUUUGACACUGGGAGUCCGACCAAGAACGGGUAACGGCAAGGAAUGGGUGCUUCAAGAUCGAUUCGAAGGAGAGCGCACUCUCCUGGCCGAGGAAUCAUGGUCCGGCCUUGCGAGGAUCGCGUUCCCGACCGCUCAACCAACGCAGCAACAGACCCAUCCGAACAUCCUCCCUCCCGUCGAAUACCCCGACUGCAAGAGGGACCUCUGGUAUUCAUCGACCAAGCUGGCUGGGGUAGUGUCCAUGAGGAUCUGCCAAAAGGGCGGCGCCGUCAUCGGUCUGCUGCUCUCGUAUGAGGACGGCCGCGAGCGAGCGCUUGGUGAAGUCCGCUUUGAUUCAAGCUAUCUCGGGCCAGAGAUUGAGACUAAAGGAACGCGAGGGGUUGUGUAUCAGCUCUCGAAAAAGAAAAAGAAAGGUAAAGGGAAAGAGAAAGAGAUUGCAGUUGAGCUCCACAAAGAGACUGUGGUUGAGCUACACACUUCGGAUCGGGAGGAGACUGAGUUCAGUCUGGAGAGCGAAGAGACGAGACGCUACUUUGUCCCGUGGCGCGGAACUUGGCACUGGUGGUUCUCGUACGAAGAGUGCAGGCUCUUCCACGAGGACGAGCACGAUGUGUCAAUUGUUGAGGACAUGUAG
Messenger RNA from Clonostachys solani, 1824 nucleotides. The record is from the annotation of a GenBank genome assembly. Lineage: Eukaryota; Fungi; Ascomycota; Sordariomycetes; Hypocreales; Bionectriaceae.